CAUUAAUGGUGGUGAUGCCAACGGUAGCAAGUAAUGGGCGAUCGCGAGGAUUUUGUUGCCAGCCUCUUCUCUACAGAGGGCCGAGAAAUUCAUGGGGGUUUCCGAAGAAAUUGAUUUUGUCAAGAACAUUGAUUUCUUCGCCAUCGUUGUCGAUCCAGAGCGGAGGUAAUUUGAAGCAGUUUGUGUCUCCAAAUGUGUCAUCACAGAGCCUGGCAAUUGAACUUCUUGAUGCAUGGGAUGAUGAGUAUAAUGGGGUGGUGGUUGAUACCAACAGCUUGCCAUCUAGUGCUAAUGCUUUUGCAUCUGCUCUUCAGGCUUCUCUGUGCAACUGGAAGUUGAAGGGGAAGAAGGGGAUAUGGCUAAAGAUACUAGAAGACCAAGCUGAUCUUGUCCCAAUUGCAAUUCAGGAGGGUUUUCGUUACCACCAUGCGGAACCCGGAUAUGUGAUGCUAACGUGCUGGAUUCCUGCUGAGCCUUGCAUGCUUCCUGCAAGUCCUUCUCAUCAAAUUGGUGUGGGAGGAUUUGUUAUCAAUGACAAAAGAGAGGUACUAGUUGUGAAAGAAAAAUGUUCUUGCAGUUGCUCUGGUGUUUGGAAAUUGCCUACUGGAUAUAUUAACAAGUCUGAAGAUAUAUUCUCAGGAGUCGUAAGAGAAGUGAAAGAAGAAACUGGUGUUGACACAAUUUUCCUGGAAAUGGUUGCUUUCAGGCAUGUACAUCAGGUGGCUCUGGAUAAAUCGGAUUUGCUCUUUGUGUGCAUGCUUAAGCCAUUAUCUUUUGAGAUCACCAUUGAUGAGGAGGAAAUUCAAGCUGCUAAGUGGAUGCCUCUGGAUGAAUUUAUUGGACAAAAAUUUUAUGAAGACGAUCCAAUGUCGGAAAGGGUCAUCGAUGUUUGUAUUGCAGCAUAUCAAGAACAUUACAAUGGCUUCACUGCUCAUCAGCUGGUCUCAAAAUUUGAUGGGAAAAUGUGUUACUUGUACUAUGAUUCUACAAACAAUGUUUAAUCCCUCCC
Tripterygium wilfordii is the source of this 1009-nucleotide messenger RNA. Its product is annotated as nudix hydrolase 8-like. The transcript has 9 exons. Lineage: Eukaryota; Viridiplantae; Streptophyta; Magnoliopsida; Celastrales; Celastraceae. Gene Ontology annotation, molecular function: NADH pyrophosphatase activity; ADP-ribose diphosphatase activity; NAD binding. The record is from RefSeq and is a predicted model, not a curated record. The coding region runs from base 6 to 1001 and encodes 331 amino acids.